Messenger RNA from Rotaria sordida, 435 nucleotides. NCBI's taxonomy places the organism in Eukaryota, Metazoa, Rotifera, Eurotatoria, Philodinida, Philodinidae. The record is from the annotation of a GenBank genome assembly.
AUGAAUACAAAUGAAAGUAUUCAAAAUGUUAUCGACAAUUGCUUAAGAAAUGCAUCGGAUCAAAUGGUAGCACGUCUUCCAAAUUUCAAAUACAUUAAAAGAAAUAUUCAACGACAACGACAACAGAAUGAUUUAACUAAACUUCCAUUAGAUAAAAAUUUUAAUAUAAUUCCAGCAUCUUUAACAACAACAUUGAAAAAUGAAAAAUUCUUACAAUUUGAUUCUGGACUCGGUGAUCAUCGUUUACUUAUAUUCGCAUCUAUUAAUCAAUUAAGAAUAUUAGAAGGUACUGAAGAAAUACUAAUUGAUGGUACAUUUAAAGUAACACCAAUUAUUUUCACUCAAUUAUAUACUAUACAUGGCGUCUAUCGAAAUAAUAUAUUUCCAUUAGUUUUUGCUGUACUUGCUGAUAAACAACAACAAACGUAUCAAUGA